Molecule: messenger RNA, 840 nt
Organism: Penicillium egyptiacum
Lineage: Eukaryota; Fungi; Ascomycota; Eurotiomycetes; Eurotiales; Aspergillaceae
Source: the annotation of a GenBank genome assembly
AUGCCACUCCACUUCAUUGAAAAACAUAACCCCCGGAUACCUGCUUGGGGGAAGACUAGAUUGGAUAUUUAUUUGCUUUCCGAAUGGGAAAAACCUCACCCAGACCCCUCAGUCUCCACUGAGUCCCCCGCCGACCGUCGCAAAAGGCUUUUACGCCAAUUUCUCGCAUUGGGAUGCGAAGGAAGACAGCCUUAUCGACCAGGCAAUGCACCACCCUCUCCUACUCAAGCUCAAAUAGAUGAUAUUCUUCGGCCUGCAAGGCCUGAAGCACUGCGUGUCUACGGUCAUAACACCACUGCUGACAAUGGCUGCUGGCUUCGUCUCUGCUACACGAAUGAAGAGGGUCAUAAUGCUCUAUGGUCUGCCAAUGAACUCGCAGAAUGGGUAACUUAUGAUGGGGUUGUCCUUGACGAUGAAAGUAUCUUCGGUGGCCUGGAUUUGGCAGCUGCUCUGGAAAUAUUUCCUGAGCGUGUCGCAAAUGAGCGGGUCAAUUUUGAGAUCAGAGAGGAGAGCCUCAGGGACGCGAUAGAGGAUGCCGAAGAAGGCGACUGGGAUGAAAACCCUCUUGAGCCCUACGCUCUGUAUCAGGCAGAGUGUGUUGUUACCCAUAUGUAUGUGGAGGAUGAUGUCGCGGUGAAUGGCGGGGGUUUGUUGCAUGUGUUUUUGGACGACCGUGGGAAUGUGGUCAGGCAAUGGCGGGUGCAGGAUGAUGGAUCGGAGAGCAAUUAUGAUGGUGCUUGGUUUGAGCGUGUUUGGAAAGGGGACUUUGAAGGUGAGCGUGGAGAAGUCGGUCCUGCUUAUCAGGAGGGUGGAAGCCGAGGUCCCCCAUACACUCUUUGA